Molecule: messenger RNA, 1488 nt
Organism: Pomacea canaliculata
Lineage: Eukaryota; Metazoa; Mollusca; Gastropoda; Architaenioglossa; Ampullariidae
Product: methyltransferase-like protein 24
Exons: 8
Coding region: 482-1468 (328 amino acids)
Source: RefSeq, a predicted model, not a curated record
UCUCUUUCCCAUAAAAAGGACACGGCCUCUGCAAAGCAUUUAAAAGUUUAAAUCCAAAACACCUAACCUGAAUUUUAUAAAUGCUUCUCUCAUGCCUUUAUGUGAGAGGGAAGGAGAAAAAAAAAGCUACCACACAUUAUUGACAUUAUUGACAAACCCUUGUUUACAGCCAUCAGUAAGGAAGCAUAUUUGCACGACAUGUACAGCUGACUGAGGAGAUCGAGGGAUGCAGCACGGAUUGUAGUCGUACCCCGAUGUUCACUACCCCGCCCCUCCUCUCGCUCUGAGUUGCUGGCUAACCGCCGAUCAUUUCUCUUCUUUUUAACAUCAAGUGUUCACUCUGUCGAGGCAUCAUCCAUCUCUCAAGUAAUUUUAAAGCCACCCUGCACCUUGGGCCAGCGAAAUCCACCCAGGCUGUGAAGUGCGGACUGACACGGUUCCAUACUCGCUUCGGUAGCUAAGGUAUCAACUUGUCGAACAGAUGAAGUGGACAGCAAGAAGCAUAAUCCUGGCUACAGCUGCUGUGGCGAUCAUGAUUUAUGUCUUAUUGAUGACACUUUCCAAGACAACGCAAGAAAUCUUCUCACUGCCCUUGGAUCCAAGACCGUUCUCAACCCGACCGCCCACUACAGUUCCGUCGACAUUAGCGACUCUUCGGCCUCUCAUUCCCGGCAAAGAUGUACUUCUGAAGAUGACAGAGGCUGAUCUGGAGAAACUGUACUACGAACAUGUUGAAAAUAUCGAGGUCCUGUGUGUCAACAAGAUACGCAUGGGUAAAGCGGACGACGGUGGCUGGGACGUCUGUGACGACCCGGGGUACAGACCGGAGCCGCCGUGCGUCGUCUACUCUUUUGGGAUUAACUUCGACUUUUCGUUUGAUGACGAAGUGAGUUCCCACUAUAAAUGCACUGUGCACGCCUUUGACCCAAGCAUGAAGAUGAACAGUCAUAGGCGAUCUGACCUCGUGUUUUUCUACAACACUGGAUUAGAUGGCUACGACCACGUCACAGAAGAGGGCUGGAUAUUAAAAAGUUUGCCCACCCUCAUGACCGAACUCGGUCACAACAGGAUUAAUAUUCUGAAGAUGGAUAUUGAACUGUACGAAUUCGCGUCCCUACCGAACAUCAUAUCUUCUGGCGUACUGAAGAACGUGGACCAGCUUUUGUUUGAGAUCCACGUUUCACUUGUGGACACCGCCAAGGAUAAGCACGCCAAGAUGGUGAAGGGUCUGGAAAUCUUCCGAGACCUCUUCGACAACGGUUUUCGCGUUUUCUACUCGCAUCGAAAUCACUGGUGCACGCAUAAGAGCAGCUUCACGGGUCGGUCCCUGAUUGGCUGCCACGAGGUUUUCAUGGUGAAUGUGAACCGAAAAAACAAUUUGCACACGAAACACAGCAACGGAAGUGCGCAAGCUUACGACAUACGAAGGCAAAACGCUGGUGAAAAUGUGAGAUCCUAUUCUUUUUAAUUCGUAAUCUAUUAGAAAAA